GUCGCGUCACUGCAAAAUAUCACACCCCUCUUUCCUUCCUCUCUCUUUCUCCUCUUCUCCAGCUCCUCCAAUCACCACUCCGCCGCCGCUCGCACAGCCCCCCAAAACCCACAACAAUCCCAAACCAUAAAACAAAAAAUUUCAAAUCCACCCCUUUCGAUACACCUUUCCGCCAAAAACCCCUCUCCAAACAUUAAAAUUCCGCCCUAAAAAUCCAAUCUUUUUCACUAAACAUCAAAUUCCCGCUUCGGAAAACUCCAAUUCGGAGCUUCAGUUGUCGAUUGAUCGGGAAAAAUGGCGGAUUCGGACAACGAUUCGGGCGGGCACAGCAACAGCAACGCGAGCAGCCGGGAGCAGGACCGGUUCCUUCCGAUCGCGAACGUGAGCAGGAUCAUGAAGAAGGCGCUGCCGGCGAACGCCAAGAUAUCCAAGGACGCGAAGGAGACGGUGCAGGAGUGCGUCUCCGAGUUCAUCAGCUUUGUCACUGGCGAGGCCUCCGACAAGUGCCAGAGGGAGAAGCGGAAGACGAUCAACGGCGACGACCUUCUCUGGGCCAUGACCACGCUCGGAUUCGAGGAGUAUGUGGAGCCGCUGAAGGUCUACUUGGCCAAGUAUAGGGAGAUGGAGGGGGAGAAAAGCUCCGUCGCCGGAGUCAAGGAGGGCGGCGGUGGUGGUGGUGGAGGGGCGGUGAGCUCUGGUGGGGGGAUAUAUGGGGGUAAUGUGAUGGGGUAUCACCCCGGAGGGCAGAUGUACGGCGGCGGCGGCGGUGGUGGUGGAGGGGGUUGGGGGAAUAUGGGGGGAUACGGGGGCGGCGGCGGCGGCGGCGGGAGGCCAAGUGUAAUUUGGGGAUUUGAUGUUGAUGAUGAUGAUGAUGAUGAUGAAGAAGAUGAAGCAUAG
Molecule: messenger RNA, 897 nt
Organism: Salvia splendens (bonfire salvia)
Lineage: Eukaryota; Viridiplantae; Streptophyta; Magnoliopsida; Lamiales; Lamiaceae
Product: nuclear transcription factor Y subunit B-3-like
Exons: 2
Coding region: 295-897 (200 amino acids)
Biological process (GO): regulation of transcription by RNA polymerase II
Cellular component (GO): nucleus; CCAAT-binding factor complex
Molecular function (GO): DNA-binding transcription activator activity, RNA polymerase II-specific; protein heterodimerization activity; RNA polymerase II cis-regulatory region sequence-specific DNA binding
Source: RefSeq, a predicted model, not a curated record